Molecule: messenger RNA, 4157 nt
Organism: Podospora bellae-mahoneyi
Lineage: Eukaryota; Fungi; Ascomycota; Sordariomycetes; Sordariales; Podosporaceae
Gene: TOK1
Product: Potassium channel
Exons: 8
Coding region: 1129-3375 (748 amino acids)
Biological process (GO): potassium ion transmembrane transport; stabilization of membrane potential
Cellular component (GO): plasma membrane
Molecular function (GO): potassium ion leak channel activity; outward rectifier potassium channel activity
Source: RefSeq, a predicted model, not a curated record
AUCAAACUGACACCAGAUGAGGGAGAGCAACACCAGCAGUCUCAUGAAUAUCUUUGGGGUGUUAAAACUUGGAGAAAUAUCUGGAUUCUACUCUUAUCUGGAAAAGUUCAUAUCUCCCAGUUUUUAAAGCUACAGUUAUCUUGGUAAUGUCAUCACGAACGUGAGAAAACUGGUCCUGUAAUCCAAGCUCGGUAGGUAUCCCCCAUGUGAAUGACAUAAAAAAGAUGUGAAGUCUUAUCCAGUUUGUUGUAGACUCUCCUCAUGAAAGAGUGGGAAUUUGCAAUGGCUAAUGCAAGAAGAAUUCUGGGAAGAUUAUCAAAGUCGAAAUCACCAUAGUUUGAUGAGACAGCCAGAAUCAGCCUCUGAUUUAGGACCAACUUAUGGGGCAGUAACUACCCUAAAUACCGCUACAUCCAGUGGAUGAUUGGGCCUAUUGUCUCAACCCACGGCCCCAAAGGAAAGUGGCGGCGGACCUCCAGAUUGGGAUUGUGGGAGAAUCAUGGUACUACGAAUGGAGGCAGGAACGGGAACCCUCAUGAGGCCAUAUGAGCACAAGGCUCUCUGCAAUACCAAAUACACAUCAUACUUUCCACUCCAAGAAGUCCAAUCGGAUGGAAUAGGAAGCCACAAACGCCAGCCUGCCCGACAAUGUAUAGUAACCGCCACAUAUGACAAGAUCACGACUAUUGAGUCAUCCGAAGUGGUGGAUGGACAAAUGUCAAACACUUGUACUUAGUGAGUCGGUAUCCUGUGGGCGAGACGCAUGGAGCCAAGCUGCUUCAUGUCAGGGACUUGGUCAGACUACGACAAAGCUCUGUCUUUGUGCAAGGAGAACUCGCUCCCCCGUGUACCAUCGGUACCUACAUCGCAACUGUGACACCCUUCCGAAUCACACGUGAGCCUGCUGAUAGGUUUCUCAUGGUGCUGUGAACCUCAAGUAUACAGACCACAAUGGAGUCCCACAGCGAUCUCGCUCGACUGGAGAGAAAGUGAUUGGUGGCUUGCCCUGUUCCCCUUCCAUUCUUUUCCGCAAGGACAUCGUCGAACGUUGGCGCUCCAAAUCAAUGUUUAUAUGCAAGGUUUAUCCUCAACAACAAGCCCUGUGGGAGAUAAACACGAAGCUUUUAUAUGACGAGCAGAUAUGCCCAACAAACCAUCAGCUCCGGCUCCGGUUGCCGCAAUCCGAACCGCUGCAGGAGGUCGGAUAAAGCUUCGAGGACAAAAAAAUGGUGGUUUGCUUCGACGGCCAUUCCACUCAUCGCUGCAACCAUUGGGCCGUUCUCCAACGUCUUGUCCAUCGUGUCCUUGGUGAGUCCAUGGAGAUUCACAUUGCCUGACAAUGGCUUGCCAUUCAGCGACAACCAUGGCUCCGAUGAUGCCGCUUGGGGUAUACCUGAUCCAAAUUGGGAAAUCAUCCCCAACAUCUUCUCCAUCAUAUUUGGCCUCCUCGGCCACUUGUUUCUGCUGUUAAACUUCACACGUCGAGUACGAUACAUAGUGGCCUUGCCUUUAUCAAUUGUAUUCUGGCUCUUGUCGGCUCUCAUCCUGAUAGUCGUGGAAAUUGCCAUGGCAAUCUAUGCACCACCUGUGGCGCCUGGUGAAGCAUAUUCUCAGGGCUUCUGGCACUCCGUCCUGGCAUCGCUCAUGUACGUCCUCAGCUGUGCCAUGCUGAUGGUUAACAUGGUUGGCUACUUUAAGGGACACUAUCCACAAAAAUUUGAGCUAGAUGACGACCAAAGGACACUGAUUCUCCAGACCAUGAGCUUUUUCUUCUGGUUGGCAGGAGGUGCAGGGGUGUUUUGCGCGUUGGAAGGCUUUACUUAUGCUGAUUCCCUAUAUUUCUCUCAAGUGACAAUCCUCACUGUGGGGUUCGGAGACUUCGCACCCAAAACCGAUUCGGGAAGGGGAUUUCUGUUUGCAUUCCAGAUUAUCGGUGUCAUCUUCUUGGGUCUUGUCAUUGGCAGCCUGACGCGCUUCGCAGCCAACAUCAGCGCGGACAAGAUCAUCAAACGUCAUCGGCAACACAAACGCGAGUCGACUGUCGGGAGAACAGUGACCAGUGAAAAAGAACUGAGAGAGCGGUUAGGCCUGCCGCCCGUGAGGCCGGAUUCAGCAGCUGCCGAAGGAGGCCUGGCAGAGAGCGCCUCAGAAUAUGCCCGCCGGGCAUCCAUAAUGCAGCUCGGGCGCCUGGAGAUUGUGGGAAGAGCAGUUACAUUUGACGAGGGCAAGGCCCAAAAUGCGGUUGGCAGCGGAGAAGAAGCUCUUCGUGACAGACGAAAGAAGCGGCGGCAGAAACUACUGUUGUUGGAGGAGGAAAAGGACAGGUUUGAUGUCAUGAGGCAGAUACAGGAGGAGACAAAACACUGGAAACAAUCAUGGGCGCUUGGGAUGGCACUGUUGGUAUUUUUCUCCUUUUGGACAAUUGGGGCUCUCGUUUUCAUGGUGACUGAAAAACGGAUAUCCCAAUGGAGAUACUUUGACAGCCUUUACUUUUGCUUUGUGGCAAUCUUGACGAUCGGGUAUGGUGAUCUCGCCCCCAAGUCCAACAUUGGCAAGCCGUUCUUUAUUGUCUGGUCCAUCACCGCGGUUCCCAUUGUCACAGUCCUGGUUCAGCAAAUGAGUCAAACCGUUGUCAUGGCUAUCAACAGGGGUACCUUUACUCUGGCAGAUUGGACCAUCAUGCCCAAGAAGGGAAUUCUCAAAAGCUUUCUCACUCGUCACUCUACCCUGGCCAAGUUAUUAAACAGGAAACAGGUCGACACAGAAAAAGGCAAGCGCCCAGAGAGACCUAUGCGUGACGAGCGGCAUUUCAGCGACAUAGACCCCGAGCGUUCUCUUGGUCAGCAGCAAGACGGGAGUCGGGUACUGGAAAAGGAGAAGUAUGAUGACAAUGAGCUUGCCAAAGAGCUAUCUGCCGCCAUCAAGGCUGUUGCCCACGACCUGAGAUCCCAUCCGCCAAAGGUGUACUCAUAUGGCGAGUGGGAAAGAUUCACGAAGCUGAUACGAUUCACCGCCUUGUCUUCGUUAGAACGCGAUGAGUCGGUGGAGAGAGAUGAACAAACAGAAUGGGACUGGAUUGGUGAAGAUAGCCCUCUGCUCGCCGACGUUACUGAAGCAGAGUGGGUUCUUGAUAGGCUGUGUGAAAGUUUGGGACGAUGGAUGAGGAGACAGGUCCAGAAGCAUGAGCAGAGAAAAUACUGGGAUGAGGUGUUUGAUGUCAUGGAAGGCAGGGUUGGGGAUAGAAGGAAAGGGGAGGCAGCGACAGACACGCGGCGAGUUGGAAGUAGGUCAUAUGGUCAUGGCAGGAACGAAGAUUGGAAAGGAGUGAAAUGGGAGGAGCCAACAGGAAACAUGGAAAGACCGCUGACCAGAUAAUUUUUGGGAUGACGACGGGGACGCAAUCUGGUUCCAAACCCUUCUUCGCGCCUCACUUCCACCAAAGAUGACAGCUGAACUUGUCACGAAGCACCUUUGUGGCUACAGCUCAAGCAGCCUCCAGCCCACUUGAUUACCCCAUGGCCUUUACACAAUAAAACUGCAUUCAUAGAUUUAUAUUUAAACCUUACCAUUCAUACGGAGCCGCGCUCAAUUUCCCACAACCGCGAAGAAACGUCAAAACCCAGUCAAAAAGACUUCCGCUCACUCACCAACGCCCACGGCCCACCCCAAACUCCAGCCUGACGCCGCGUCAGUGGAACAACUCCCAAGGCCACCGUCAACUAUUCCACCCACAACCAAAAAGCAUCCUCCGAGGGAGUCGAGGCAAUCAAUGGGUAGUGCCGCGGUAAACCAAGGGGGCAAAGUCCUCAGGCUCACAGGGCCCCGAGAGGAGGGGGUAGAUGAUCUCUUAGACAUCUCCAGCAAACCCAAGAGUCUCUUCUACAUCACCUUAGCAGAACUAUUUCAACACCCCUGCUUUCUGUUAUAUGAAUUCAAUCCUCCCACGGCUCCAGCUCUAACCUCAGUAUCUCAGAUUCAGCAGUCUGAACAGCGCAGCACGUCGGCGACACAGCCAUACGAAGCCUAUCUAUACGAGCUCACUAAUGAUGGUGUAGAACGGACACUUUUAAAUUCGGCUGAGCUGUCCAACAACACCAAAAGAAUUUGCCCAAAAGAGCAAUGGAAGCGGUUAGGUACGCUUCGAGAGAGCGGCAAUU